Priceomyces carsonii is the source of this 1494-nucleotide messenger RNA. RefSeq lists its product as uncharacterized. Bases 1 to 1494 code for a protein of 497 amino acids. Gene Ontology annotation, cellular component: endoplasmic reticulum. NCBI's taxonomy places the organism in Eukaryota, Fungi, Ascomycota, Pichiomycetes, Serinales, Debaryomycetaceae. Gene Ontology annotation, molecular function: L-amino acid transmembrane transporter activity. The transcript has a single exon. Gene Ontology annotation, biological process: amino acid transmembrane transport. The record is from RefSeq and is a predicted model, not a curated record.
AUGUCUGACGAGAACAAAAGUGGGAGUCAGAGCUAUGUUCCAGUACCUCAGGUAGCACUUCAUGGAACUAAUACCCACCCAGAUACUGAACUUUAUCCUCUGGAUGAAGAGUUUGAACUUCAAACAGUCGACUCACUUGAUUUCGAAAAUCAAAGCAUACAAGAUAAUGAAGUUAAUGCAGAGGGCCAGUCAGGUAUGAAAGGGGCAUUUAUGAAUAUGGCAAAUUCAAUUCUCGGAGCUGGAAUAAUAGGACAACCUUUUGCAUUUAAGAAUUGUGGAUUGGUAGGUGGCCUCGUUGUUAUGGUGUUUUUGACAUUUCUCGUGGACUGGACACUAAGAUUGAUAGUGAUAAAUGCUCAGUUGGCGAAGACAAAAUCAUAUCAGGAUACUGUUGGCAAGUGUUAUGGCCAGACAGGAAGAUACAUUCUUUUAUUAUCCAUUAGCUUAUUUGCAGUUGGUGGUUGCAUGGCAUUCUCAGUCAUUAUUGGAGACACAAUUCCUCAUGUCUUGAAGGCAUUUAUUCCAGAUUCAAUAACGAACGAUGACUCUCCUGUGGGAUGGAUAUUCAAAAGAAAUACUAUAAUUAUUCUCUCUAUAACAUGCAUAUCGUAUCCACUAUCAUUAAACAGGGAUAUCUCGAAAUUAGAGAAGGCUUCGGGAUUUGCUUUGAUUGGAAUGGUUACGAUAGUAAUAAUUACUGCGGUAAGGGGUCCAUUUGCGGGCAAUGAUUUAAAGAAGAAAUUGACCAAGCUAGAAUGGACUGUGAAUUAUAAUAUCUUUCAAGGUAUUUCGGUGAUUUCUUUUGCUCUAGUUUGCCAUCAUAAUACAAUUUUCAUUUAUAAUUCUUUAAGAAAUGCUACAGUGAAGAAAUUUUCUAAAAUUACACAUAUCGCUUGUGGAAUAUCUAUGGUCUGUUGUACUUUUAUGGCUGUAAAUGGACUAAUAAACUUUGGUGAUAAUACUAAAGGAAAUUUAUUAAAUAAUUUCAGAAGUACAGAUAACUGGAUCAAUGUUGCAAGGUUUUGCUUCGGUCUAAACAUGCUCACCACAUUUCCUUUGGAGCUCAUUGUCGCGAGGGAUGUAUUAAAGGAUUUGGUCCUUGCUUGGAACGGCGAAGCGGGUGAACAUGGGAGUACUGCUCACCUUCAAUUAAGUCCGAAACAACAUUUUGCGAUAACGACCGUAUUAGUUUUCUCAUCGAUGUCUGUUGCUUUGUUAACGUGCAAUUUGGGCGUUAUUCUAGAGCUAAUUGGUGCAACUUCUGCUUCUAUCAUGUCUUACAUAUUUCCGCCUUUAUGUUAUUUGAAGUUAUCAUGGGAUUCUUUCAAUUUCAAGAACGAAAGCGACACGGACAAGAGAAAGUUCAUCUUUUGGAAGAUAUUGCCCAGUGUUGGGUGCAUCACUUUUGGAUUUUCCGUUAUGAUAAUAAGUUCUUAUAUGAGUAUCAAGACGAGCAUCAAUAAUAAGGAUGCAAGCCAUUGCGUUGGGGAUUAA